Molecule: messenger RNA, 567 nt
Organism: Peniophora sp. CBMAI 1063
Lineage: Eukaryota; Fungi; Basidiomycota; Agaricomycetes; Russulales; Peniophoraceae
Source: the annotation of a GenBank genome assembly
AUGUCUGACGUGACGAUGAAAACCGCGGUCACAUCCACCACAGGCACUGUGGCGACGGCCGGAACCCAAGCCGGCGAAGGAGGAGGACCCCAACCCGGCGACAAUGGCGAAGACGCGCCUCCUGCUCCUGACGGCGAAGAGCCUGGUGCCGGCGCCGCUGCAGACGAUGAAGCUCCGCCUCCACCUGAGGAUCCUGUCAUCGCGGCGCUCCGGCGCCUUGUCACGGCAUUUUCUGCCGUCCACCUCGAGUCCGCCAGGCAGGCCGCCACCGUUCAACAGCGUCACUUGUUCUACAACGCCUCGAUGAGUGAUCUCCUCAUCCUAUUGCAGCAGACGGUUGCUGCAGCCGCGGGUCUUGGCCAGGCCGAGACGGCGAUAAGGACGAUCGCCCGUGACCUCGAGAUCGCCGUCCGGGAAGGCGUGGGGAUGGUCACGCGCGACCUGCUUGAGGUUCGGGAGCAACACCGGAUCGCGCACCAACAGCUGUUAGCUUACCUCCGCUUCGUUUUCUUACAGCUAGGUGUCAACAUCGACACUUCCAGCGUACAGCCCCAGCCCGCUAACUAA